UUAAUUAACAUUAAAUGUGUUGGUUCAAUCGUUUGUUUCAUGAUUAUGACAAUUAAAACGCUAACAACAAGUAUUCAAUUUGAUUAAGAAACUAAUUGUUAACAAUUGAUUCUCUUUAAGUUAAGAAACAAAUAAUUAAUCAAUUAUGAUCGCGAUUGUUUUAUCAUUAUUGGGAUUGUUUGUCUCUGCCAAUGGAAUCCAAGUUAAAUAUAAUGAUUGUGGUAAUCCAAGAAGUGAUUCCAUUUUCCGUUCAAUUGUGAUCUUGGGAUGUCGACAACAACCUUGCGUCUUUAGUUCACAGAAGAAUCUUGAUUUUGAGAUGGAGAUCAUAUUAGAUGAGACUGUAAGUCACUUCCAGGUUCAAAUAGAUGCUCGAAGCUACGAAUAUGGUACAACCAAAUCUUUGUCGACUUAUACACUUCAACCACCAAAUUGUAAUUCGAGCAAAUGUAAGAUUCGAGCGAAUGACAUUCGUUGUAUUCACCCAAGUUUAAGGCUUUCCGAUCGACCGCCCGCAAAUAUUGACCUUUUCGUGAGUAUUUAUGACCAAGAUCGUCGUAAUUUGGGCUGCGCUGCAUUCUCACUUCGAGUGAAAGAUAAUUAGAAAGCGAAAAAGAGAAGAAAAAACCAAAACAAAGAAUCAGGGAAACACCAACAAGUUGAUUCGAUUCGAUUCGAUCAUUGGUAAUCUAUGGACAGUUUUUUCCGCAUCGAAAGCAAAUCAACCUGAACAGAAGAAAACAUUGAGAUAAACAGUUAAUUGUUGAAAUAGAUGAUUACCUGAAAAUGGAAUAAAUUUAAAAGAGAAAAUAAAUUCAAUCCAAUUUUCUGAUUCUAAAUAAAAGUUUUCACCUUUACAA
Panonychus citri (citrus red mite) is the source of this 860-nucleotide messenger RNA. RefSeq lists its product as uncharacterized. The transcript is spliced from 3 exons. The record is from RefSeq and is a predicted model, not a curated record. Bases 146 to 604 code for a protein of 152 amino acids. NCBI's taxonomy places the organism in Eukaryota, Metazoa, Arthropoda, Arachnida, Trombidiformes, Tetranychidae.